Dermacentor albipictus is the source of this 15112-nucleotide messenger RNA. It is a transcript of the gene Megf8, whose product is annotated as multiple EGF like domains 8. The record is from RefSeq and is a predicted model, not a curated record. Gene Ontology annotation, molecular function: calcium ion binding; protein binding. NCBI's taxonomy places the organism in Eukaryota, Metazoa, Arthropoda, Arachnida, Ixodida, Ixodidae.
AGUUCCAGAGCUUCCGUCCAAGAGCUCAGGUGUGGCAGUUAUUUGAUGGGAGCAGUGAACAAGGAGCUGCAUGGCCUCGGUUGGAGCACCCGUGUGGCUACUGUCGGUCUGAGCCGGGCGCAGCCGUCUGGUGGCCAAAAUGAGCUAGGCCAUGGCCAUAUGGCUGCUGCUGCCCAGCGGGGCCGGGUCGCUGCUGGUGCCGCUGCUGCUGGCAUGUUGCUUGCCAGGCCCAGUGGCUGCCAAGCCAUCGGACACCUGCAACCGUCAUCGCAAGAUCCUUACUGCUCCCUGGGGCAUCAUCACUGAUGGCAAUGACAGCUACCGUAAUGACUCGCACUGCGAGUGGCUCAUUAGAGCUAACUCCAGCAAGCUGUACAUCACAUUGCGUUUUCACGAAAUGGCUACAGAAUGUGCCUAUGAUCAUGUGUUUGUCUACGACGGUGACUCCUAUACCAGCCCGCUGUUGGGAACCUUCAGUGGCGAGUCUAUACCCCCACCUGUGACGGCAACAUCUGGUUCUAUGCUGAUUCUUCUCUACAGCGAUACUAACUACGUCCUCAAGGGUUUUGUGGCUGAGUACUCCAUCACACAGUGUCCAUCCAACUGCAGUGGCCAUGGCAGUUGUGGUCGUGAAUCAUGCGUGUGUGACCUCACCUGGGCAGGACCUGACUGUGGCACACCUGUCUGCCCUAGCUCCUGCCAUGCUGACCAAAGCCAGGGCAAAUGCAGCUUUCCUUGUGCCACAACAAGCUCCCCUGGAUCAUCCGAGACUCCACACUGCUGCCGCUGCUCCCAUGGUUUUGCUGGGAUCUCUUGCAGCUUGCCUGAAAACCCGAAUGACUCUGCUGCUGGUUGGCACCUCCUCUCAAGGGGCAGUGUCCCAUUCGUUGCCCGUGCAGGACAUGCAGGCGUCUAUUUGCCUUUCACAGAUCAGUUCUUUGUAUUUGGGGGCCGGGCAUUUGGGCGUGUGCUGGGGGACUUUCUCGUGUACAACUUCAAUGAGAGCGCAUGGCACGAUUUGACCAUUGUGAAGCCACGACCUGCAGCUCGCUGGGGUCAUGCCAUGGCUCCUUACGCCCACACCAUUGCUCUUCAUGGGGGUGAGCUUGCCAAUGGGAGCCUUUCAUCGGAGCUGUGGCUCUACAAUGUUGCCAAGAGGGAGUGGACACUUGAGUUGCCUUCACCUGCUGGCCAGUACCCACCUGCUGUUGCACUGCACACAUUGACUCCUGGUGAUGGCAAUCACUUAUACGUCUUUGGUGGCAGGACAGCUGGGGGUGUGUUCUCAGACGCACUGUAUCGAGUGAAUCCACGAAAUGGUACCCAGUGGGAGCAUGUGAGUUAUGUAGGUUCUGUGUCUCCUUCAGUUGGCCAUGCUGCAGUGUUUCAUGCUGAGUCACGAUCUCUGCUGGUGCACGGUGGUGUGGUGGUAGACUAUGCACGCUUCAGCAAGCUGAGCUCUGCACUGUGGGCAUUUCAUGUGGAUGCCAAUCGAUGGACACGUCUUCAACGAACACCUCUUGGUGGUGAUGCACCCACAGAACGGGCAUUUCAUGCAGCAGCCCUUGUAGGUGGCUACAUGGUCCUCUUCGGGGGUUAUAUGCAUAAGCACUCAUUUGAAGAAAAGUGCUUUGACGACGGCAUCUACUUGUACCACUUGCGCUGCCACAAGUGGGUCUCAUUCAAGCUUGUCGCGGGGGACCUUCUUGGUCAUGGCCGCGGUGAUCGGUGUCCCGGUGUGUACUCUCACGUGAUGGCUCUCCGUCGUGGUCACACUCUCCUGGUAUUGGGAGGCUACCGAGGAGUCAUGUCCUCUGACCUCUGGGCUUUUCUCUUACCGACCACUAUUACACACGCUUAUUCAGAUUCAGCCUCUGGAGCCUGCAUUCGCCAUAGAUUUGAGACUGCUUGCCAGGCCAACCCUGCCUGUGCCUGGUGUGGUGGCUCUGGUGUCUGUCUGGACCGAAGAAAAGUCAAGGAUUGCCGUUCUGGUAACUUCCGCCCGGGUAGCUGCCCUGGCUUAUGUGCAGCUCUGGGCGAUUGUCAAAGCUGCAUGAUCUGGGGUGGCCAUAACAGCAUGCCUAUGGGUAGCAAUGAACUCCGGGGUCUCUCUGCCAAGGCUACUUUCCCACAGGCCUGUGGGUGGUGUGUUGAGGCAUCAGCCUGCCAUCCCAUUCAUGAGCCUCCUGGAGUAUGUCGCCCUCCCCAUGAUGGUCGCCUCUCAGCAGAGCAAGCAGGCUUCUGGGGUCCCCAUGGCCAAAUUGUGGCCUCCUUGCAUGAAUGCCGCACAUUUGACUUUCGGCCAGGCCUUUUUCUCCUGCAGUACAGGAAUCCAGUCAACCUCUCUCAACCAGAUCAGGUGUCAUAUGUGAACAACAGUAGCCAGCAUCUGAUGUUCACCUCUGAGUACCAAGAUGAACAGGAAGGAGGUGGCGAGCACGUGGCACGUCUACUAGGCUUUCUGCACCCUCGGGGAGCCCUGCCACCAUCAGGGGGGCCACUGCGCCUCUUCCUUGAUAUCAAUGGAGGACGUGCUGCACUGCGCUUGGGCCAAGCCGGAAACGCCCGCCUCGAAGACACUGAGCUGGUGGCACAGCUUAGUGCACAUAGCUACAAUCGAACAGAGGCAAAACGCCCGAGUGGCCAGCCGCUUCUGCUACCGUCAACAGCAGCGCGGGAGCUACGUUACCUUCUCGAUCUCUCUCUACAUGCACCAGCCAAGUACUGCACCAAACACUGUGAUCGCAACUUAGAUCUACGAUGGAAUGCUCAUGACUCUCAUCAGGUAAUCUCCAGCAAACACCUGGAACCAUAUCGCAAUGGGACCCAGUGCCCAUCACGUGGCACAUGCCUGGCAUGCCUGAGUGAUGCUGGCUGUGGCUGGUGCCCGUCAGCUCCGGCUUGCGUGCCACGGCAGCCGACCUCAUCAUCCACCGUUAAGGGGGCAGCACCGUGUGCCCCAGGGAGCACACAGCUCUUGGUUUUGGAGCCGCACCACUGCCGCACCUGCUCAGCGUUCAUCUAUUGUCACGACUGUGUCCAGGAUCCAUUCUGUGAGUGGAUUGUGGAGGGAGCCUUCUGUGUACGGCGGGGCCGCCACAGUUUGGCUGUCAGGCAUCCAGAUCAGUGUCCGACUCCAUGUCACCUGCGAAGAGGAUGCAUUUCAUGCCUGGGGGACCCUGGGCGGUGUGCUUGGUGUCGAGAGACGCAGAGCUGCUUCCUCUUCUCCACGUACACCACCUCCUUCAUGUAUGGUGGCUGUCGUGAGUGGGUUGAUGAGGACCACGGAAGCCCCAAAGGAGCAACAUUCCCAGGAGCACAGUGUCCCAAUUGCUCAGCAUUUAAAGACUGUGCUGGCUGCCUGCAGAAGCUGAGCUGCGGUUGGUGUGGCAAUGACUACAACCCAAACAAUGGGGUCUGUGUGGAGGGAGACUUUUCUGGACCUUACGUGGGCACCUGCUCAGAGCGUGUACGCAAGCAGUUUCCUUCACUGGGGGGCCCCCGGGAAGCAUCAUGGUCUUAUGCACAAUGCCCUAAUGUGAACGAGUGCAAGCUCAAGCUCGCACGCUGCCACCCAGAUGCUACCUGCUACGACACUGUCCACAGCUAUCGAUGCCAGUGCAACCGGGGCUUCAAAGGAGAUGGCACCACGACAUGUGUUAAGACGUGUGCUGAGCAUUGUACUCAUGGUCACUGUUCGGAGGCACCUGAUUUCAAGUGUAUCUGCCACUUGGGCUGGACAGGACCACGAUGUGAUGUUGACUGUGGCUGCCACAACCACAGCAGCUGUGAGCGUGGAGUGGGGCGUUGUGACAGUUGCCACAACCUGACUGAGGGAGACCAUUGCCACCUCUGCAGGAAAGGGAGCUUUGGGAAUGCCACCAGUCCUUUUGGCUGCCGUAAGUGUGCCUGCAAUAGACAUGGCGAUGCCACACGAGGCACAUGCGACUCAAGCACAGGGGAUUGCUACUGCCUGCACAACACCCAUGGGAAACAUUGCGAGUCUUGCCAUCCAGGGUACUUCGGUGAUCCCAGGAAUGGAGGCCGCUGCUACAUAGACUGCAGCCCCAAGCGUGUUGUGUACGUGGAGCCAGAUGGAGGUGGACUGGGUGUGCCAGAAAUGGAAGGUCCAGUGGAGGCCCGCCACUGUCUAUGGAUCCUCACCAGUACUCCAACCAACAAAAGCAACACUCUCUCUAUGCAACCAGGAGCUACCUUGGAGUUAACACUGCUUCCAAACCUGAGGGUUCCAUGCCCUGAAAAUCAUAUCUAUGUUUACUCGGGGGUUCCACCUUUCGUGCUUUCUGCUGUGCGUGGCAGUGAAGAAAGUGUGCUGCUAGGAGCAUUUUGUGGUACCAACCUGACAGCAAACAUCACACUGGUGUCACCAACAGGCUGGCUUUCAGUGUACUUUCGGCGUGGCCGCUUGCCCCAAGGGUUCAGUGCUAGUUUCCGUCGCCUGGACUGCCCCAGUGCGUGCAUGUCUGAGCAGCAGCGUCACUGCAGCCACAGUGGAGAGUGCGUGUGUGGCCGUGGCUAUGUCGGCAGCCACUGCCAGGUGGCCAGCUGCCCCAACGAGUGCUCAGCCAGCCAGCGCCAUGGCCUCUGUGAAAAGGGAUACCGGCUCUGCCACUGUGGAGACCAGUAUGGGGGUGCUGACUGUGGCCAUGCUCUAGUGCCAGGGCAAGUGUCGUGGAGCCUUCUGUUUGAGCUGGAACGACUCACUGGGCAGAUUCAAGGGGCCAGUAUAGGUGGUGCCAUUGAGCUGCCCCACUCACGCCUGGGCCACUCACUCCUCUCUCUUGAGCCCAACCAACUGUGGCUGUUUGGAGGCAGGGACCCUGCACGGGGUGACAGUGAUGAACUUUAUGUGUAUGACCUCGACUUUGAUCGUUGGAAAAAGCUUAACGUGUCACGCGACAUGGGCCAAGCUCCAACGGCUCGUCGUUCCCACGGAGCUGCUAUGGUGGCUGGCAACAUGUACAUAUUCGGUGGGCUCAAUGCCACUGGUGUACUGGGCGACUUCUGGAAAUUUGCGACAGACUUCUACACAUGGACUCGUGUUCCAACAACUCCAGAUGUGCCAGCCUUAGCAGGCUUGACACUGACCAACGUGGACAACCAGCAGCUGGUGCUCAUAGGAGGGUUUUCUCCUGAGUAUGGAUUUCAGGACAAAACACUUGCCUACAGUAUUGACGCCAUGGACUGGCGGGUCCUCAAUACUACAGGCACUGUCCCCAUUGGUGUGUACGGACAUACCAGCAACUACCAUCGACCAACGCAGAGCAUCUACGUGUUUGGAGGUAUUGUGUACUCAGUAGAUCGCCCACUGGUGUCAGACCACCUGUACGUGCUGCACAUGCCAAGCCGCCGCUGGUCUCGCCUGCCACCUGACGAUCGUGCCAACCCAGCAUACUCUAGGAUAUCCCCACGCUACUUUCAUGCUUCAGCCUCCACUGAAAACUCUUUGUUUAUCCUGGGUGGCCGCAAUGGUUCUGGAGAGGCAAUCUUGGAGCCAUUUGCCUAUGACUUCAAUUGCAACCACUGGAUCCCACUUGAUGGGCCAUAUGUACAGUUAGUUGGUGAGCAGCCUGCAGCCUUGGUGGGUGCCUCAGCAACCCUUCUCCAAGGCAAGCUGUACAUACUAGGUGGGACGUCAGUGCGGCUGCAGCGUGUGACCCUUCCCCAGGAUUUGUGCGCCCUCUUCUCACACAGCCGGCUUGGAUGCCUGCGCUCUGUUGGUUGUUCUUACUGCUCUGUCCAAGACACCCAGGGAAACAUCACUCACUGCUACUCCAGUGCCAGGGCAGUCCCAGCCAGCUGCAUUCAUCAUCGAGGAGGAACAUUGGAGGUGGCUCAAGGCAAAGUCUGUGAUGCAGAUUGGCUUGGGAACCGCACCUGUUACCAGUACAACAACUGCGAGGAUUGUGUGGCCUCAUGGCCAGUACAUCCCAGUGUACAGCACACAUGCCAAUGGUGCACAGGUUGCCGUAAAGGCCGCUGCUUCAGGGCAGGGGAGUCAUCAUGUGAGAAGCCCAUUGGCUGUGAUGGGCCCAGACACCCACUUGUUUCAGACCCUGCUCAGUGUCCACUGCGUUCUUGCCUUGCCUCAGAGUGUGAGAAGUGCAGAGACCUCGGGUCCUGCAUGUGGACUCGACAAGUGGUCCGCUCAAGUGAACUUGGUCACACAGUUAAUGUUCGUCCAAUCUUUGACUGGACCUGUGUGGGGAGAACACUGAAGGAUGCGUCGAGUUUCCCGGUAGAGUCAAAUCCUCCACGGCCCUGCCCCAAGCGCUGCAGCCAGCACACAUCUUGCACCGAGUGCCUUGCCAGUGCAGGAGGUGAAGGUGGCUGGCACGAGUGUCGUUGGAGCUCUGCCCUGGCUGAAUGCAUGACUCCCAGCUACGUGGGCCUGCGGUGUGAAGGAGGGGCAUGUGGACAGGUUCUCGGUGGGUCUGUGGAAGCGUGCGGGGUGCCGUGCUAUGUUCACGGCCAGGCAGCCCAUUGCCUGCGUGAUCCACGGUGUGGCUGGUGUGGUCUCCGUGCCCCGGGUGCCAAUGGAAGGGGCCUCUGCAUGCGUGGGGGACAUAGGGGGCCCACAGGUGGCUCUUGUGGUCCAGCCUCUGUCUUCUUGCAUGGCCAUCCUUUGCCAGCCAAUGUAUCCCACUGGCUUCAGACACUUGGUGAAGUGCACUGGUACUAUUUUGUGCGGCCUCCUGAGAAUGAGUGCACCAAUGGACACCAUACAUGUGAUGCCGAGAGGGAGGAGUGUGUUGAUAUACCUGAUGGCUUUGAGUGUAUCUGCAAGCAAGGCUAUGCCAUCAACAGCAACAGCAGCAGUGCUGGCAAUGGUGGCAGUGCUGGAAGCCCAAUGUGUGAGCCUGUCUGUCCUGAAGGAUGUGACCAGGGCCAGUGUGUGCGACCAAAUGAGUGCAGAUGCAACUUUGGCUACGUUGGGCGCAACUGCUCCAUACUCUGCCACUGCAACGGUCACAGCGACUGUGCCGGCCCUGACCACCUUGAUGUUUGCACAAAGUGCCACAACCACACAAAGGGCCCCCAGUGCAGCCACUGUGAACCUUUCUACGUGGGUAACCCUGCCAAGGGAGGCCGCUGUGUGCCAUGCCUUGAGUACUGCAACCAACAUACAAAUAUCUGUGUUGAAGCAGGGCAAUUAGACUUCAAUGAAUCUGCCGGCAACCUUUCACCUGCUGAAUUCCUGGAGUCGUUCAAGCAGAUUGAGCAUGGUCCACUGGAGUUAGCUGUGUGUCGUUUCUGCCAGAACAACACGAUGGGUGCUCAGUGUGAGGAAUGCGUCGAGGGCUACUUUGUUGUGGGCAAGGACAUCGCUCGUGGCUGUCGACCGUGCGAAUGCCACGGGCAUGGGGACACCUGUGACCGGCGUACUGGUGAAAACUGCAACUGCAAGAACAACACGGAAAAUGAUCGCCAGUGUAGCCAAAAAAGUGGCAAGAACAGUGCCAGCCCCUGCUGGAACCUCCAGUGCUCCAAGUGCAAGGAGAAUUUUCAGGGUGUUCCUACCAAUGGGCACCAGUGCUAUCGUCACAUGCGUCUCGAGCAGGACUACUGCUUGGACCCAGAGACACAGGAGUGCAGCCCAGACCCAAACCUGCUGCCUCAGGGUCGCACCAUGUUCUUCGUUGUUCAACCUCGCUAUAUGAACGUUGACAUUCGUGUCAUCAUGGACAUUACCUCAGGUGCAGCUGAUUUGUAUCUAUCAGCUAAAGAAGACACCUUUGUCGUUGAAGUCAACCGCACAACUGGCAUACAUGUAGUAUCAGUUGAUCGGAAGUAUGGCGUUGGCUUAACUGGAGACCUGACAGCAAAUGCAGCAGUUCCAGCUGCAGCUUCGCUCCGUAAUGGUACCGAUGCCCCUUGGCUUCUGCGACCGCGCCAUGCCACACCUGCAGGGCUAGCCACCUACGUCACAGUGAGGGACCCGCGUGAGUUCCUGUUGGUUCACAAUCUUCGGCACCGUCUUGUUGUUACUGUGCCUCAGAAUGUGUAUGACUUACGAAGCACGCGGCUCUACCUCGUUAUCUCAGGUGCUAGUGAAGUACCCACACGUGGAAGCCUUUUCUUCCGUCAGGACCAGACACGCAUAGAUCUCUUUGUAUUCUUUUCUGUAUUCUUUUCCUGCUUCUUCCUUUUCCUGGCAGCCUGUGUUGUGGUGUGGAAGGUGAAGCGUGCUUUUGACAUCCGCCGAGCUCGUCGUUUACAUGCAGCACAAAUGGAACACAUGGCACGGCGGCCAUUUGCAAAGGUGUGCCUGUCCAUUUUGGAUGAAGAGGAGAGUGGUGACAGCUUUCGGUCACCAUUACGUAAAAAACCUCAACGUCGCGCCCUCAGGGACUCGCCUAAGGGUGUCCCAGCAUCUUGUGGAUCAGUGCGGCCAGUUGCUGUGGAACCCACGGGUGAUGGUGCAGCAGCAGUGACUACAUUAAUGGUGCAACUUCCUGGAGGACUGAGUGCUCCAGUGCGACUUGCGCUUGCUUCUGCACUGGUGGCUGUGCGUUCUGGGGGAGGGGGUGCAGCAGGUGGCAUCCGAGCUGCGAUGAGGCGGAGGACAAGCCACAUAAACUUGUGAUAUUGGACAUGCUGUAAUGUUCUUUAUUGGAAUGUUAUACUCUGAACUCAUUUGGCUGGAUAGUAGUGGUGCAGUGAGUGCAGGCCAUGUUGUAGCCUGAACUGUGAAUCCAGCUCAAGCAUGUGCUGUGGCUGUUGUGACCAGUGCGAGUCCCUUUCUUACACCUGCUUUGUCUUUGAGAGGACUAUUAAGAUACUUUUUUGUAGAGAGUGGUGUUUAAAAAGAUGAUCUUGGAUUCAGGACAGCAGCUUUUGGGCGUAGACUGCCAGUAGGCAAUUGCAGUGCUUUCUCUUGGGCUUGUAGUUUAGUACUUGCUUUUUUGUAUUGGCCCUGUCUGCAGGAUCGAGUCUUAGAAGCCCACUAUCGACUGCACACCUACAAGAGCACUGCUGAAGAUUUGCAGUGUUCCUGUUAACCAAACCAACCACAGAGACAAUGUUUUAUUCAUAGCGUGCGCACCAUAUGUCUGCCUAACUCAACAAACAUGACUAGACGUAGUUGCAAAUCUAAAAUGCUUGUUAGUUCAUCAAUUAUAUGAAAAGUCACAAUAGCAGUGCCUCAGCUGCAGUCUUAUGCUUUGACCUCAAGCAUGAGGAAUCAGAUGCUCAUGUUCUUUGCCAUAUCAUAGUUAAGUUUUAUAAUUACUUCCUGCAUCUUCAGGCCACAAUGCACAUCAUGUAUUUACAUAUCCUUUCAUUUUCUUUAUAAUUUUGAGUAACAAACUCAAUAAACGUUGUCUAAGUUUAAUUCAAUAUAUCUUUUACCUGACAUUGAAUGUUCAGUUACCUCUCACUUUAUAAUUGCAUACUUCACAAUAGCUUACCCUAAUUACACUUGUAUUUGAUAUGCUGUGUAGUAAUAGCUUCUGUGGCAGAGUCCAAAAACAAGCUUUGUUUUAUGAAAGGUCCUAAAGGCCUAUGACUAGCCAUCAUUUUUUAUUACUCAGUUCAUGCAUGAAUAUUGAACUUUGCUCUUGUUUACUUUUUUUGAUGACACCAUGUUUGUCUAAUGGUUGCAAGUAAUCAAGAACUUAGUGUCAUCCAUGCUGAAUGUUUCAGAGGGAGAUAAGUAUAACUGCAAAGUUGCCACACAACACAUUCGGCCAUGUUUUGCACGCUAUGUUUGGUGAAAAAAUUUUUAUUACUCUAACCUGCAGUAGCCUAUUUGAUGUCCCUGCAACCUUAUUCCAUUCAUUCUUUUCUUCACGAUAAUCAGGUAUGGACGGAUUCUUGACCAGUGCAUGGAAAACAAGCUAAGAUCUGUCAGCAAGCGAUAUCUUUCACUACAAAUGUGGCAAAAAAAAGCUUUCCUCUUGUACAUUUUUUAUUUUUUAUUGAGAAUAGGUUUCUUUUUCACUUUGCUACAUGAGCUCUGUAGCUCAAUAAUUCUAUCUGGUGUAUGAAAGCUGCUUCAGAAUCCAUGCGAAUAUAACUGGUAUUUUCAUGACUGAGCCAUGAGGAAUGGUUUGUAGCACUAUUGGCCUAUACUGAAUUAACCAAUCUGGUGUUCGCAGUUUCAAGAAUCUCUUAUGCAAAUCUAGUUUGUCUCUAUAAUCAAAGUAAAUUAGCAAUGGAUGUGAGAAAUUUUUUCUACAAAUACAGAUGUCCUCUGUCCCAUGCAUGAAAAAAUGCAGUAUACGUCAAGCUGGUUAUCAAGCUCCUGAUGAAUUAUCUUGAACACUUGUUGUCAGUACCUGUGAUAACUGCUAUGCUAAUGUACACCUGCGAUUUCAUGCUGGGUCAUUGCACAUGAAGUUGUAAGGGGGGGGGGUGCACAAAAUUUUUUGUGAUGUGUACCACUGGUUCUUCCAAUAAGGGCACCUACCUAAAUUUUUAUUUUGGAAAUGAACUUUCACUCCUGAGAUUGUGCCUACUGUUUCUGUAUUGGUUUUUAAUCACAUAUACAUACUUAAGCCUUGUUCUUAAGUGUUCUGACAUGCUUUCUGCAAACUUGCUUAUAUGACAAUCAAGAACAAAGAAUGCUGCCUGCUAUUUUUAUUCUUCCAUAUCGUUAGUGCAGGCAGCUCAGAGCCAACAGCAUUGAAUACAAUGAUUAUGCAAUUGUCUUUAACAGGUGCCCCUGCAAUUAUGAGCACUCAUUAGGAUUAAUGUACCACACCAUUUGAAAUCAGGAACAUCAUUUUAGCUUACCUUUCUGUUGCAGAAGUGAGCACCUGGCUGCCAUCCUGGUCAUAUUGCAUUUGUGAGAUAACAUUAUUUCAGCAGAACUGAUAGCUGGGCGAGUUAGUAGGAAUUCAUAGUAAAAUAUUUAGCACGCAUAAUUGACAAGGACACAGUGAAGGGGGACACACAAGUGCUUUUUCACAACUAUUUUAUUUUUGGAAAGAUACAGAACAUAUAUACCUCAGCUAUCAGCGCUGAGCAUGUGCAACAAGAGUGGUCAGUAAAACAGAAACAGAUUAAAAACAGAUUAAGAAGGUUCAUCUAGUAUUUAAAAAAGCAAAUUCAUUUUCAGAGAUUACAACCAAUGCCUGGCUUAUGCAUUUUUUUGCGCACUUUUUGAUAUGAAAUGCUUCUGUAAUUUCACGUGUUAGUUUAUUUUUAUCUGAAAACAAAAUGUCAGUGUUAAAAAAUACCGGAUCACAAUGACAUAGAUUACAGUGGUUCGACAAGUGUGAAUGGUUUUCUUUACCGAGAGAACGUUCAUGUUCUUUUAGACGGGUGUUCAUGCACCGACCGGUUUGUCCUAUGUACAUGUUGCCACAGGUCAACGGAAGCCGGUACACAACACCUGUUCUGCAUUUUGUGAAUUUUUGAUUGUCUUUUAGGCUGCAGCUGCAUUUCUUUACCCUACUGUCUAACUUAUUGGAAAUAGCUUGGCACAGUUUUUGCACCUUGUUAGGAGCACUGAAAACCACUUCAACGCCAUACCGGCUGGCAACAUUCUUUAGCCCAUGGGAAAAAUAAUGGACGUAAGGUACAACUGCAAGGCGCUUUUUGUUACAACUGUGUCUUGCCUUCGGGCUGCUUUAGUAAAAUCUUGUUGCCACCGAAUAAAAGAAAGCUUUGCCAAUCAGGUAACAAGACUAGCUUCGGUGGGAUUCCCGGAACACAUAAUAGGCAGAGCGGCCGAAAAGGUAAUAAAAAUAGUAAAGGGUGUACAACCCACAGAUUCAAAGAACAGGCUUAGCACGAACAAAAAGCGCCUUGCAGUUGUACCUUAUGUCCAUUAUUUUCCCCGUGGGCUAAAGAAUGCUGCCAGCCAGUAUGGCGCUGAAGUGGUUUUCAGCGCUCCUAAGAAGGUGCAAAAACCGUGCCAAGCUAUUUCUAAUAAGUUAGACAAUAGGGUAAAAAAAUGCAGCUGCGGCCUAAAAGACGAUCAAAAAUUCACAAAAUGCAGAACAGGUGAUGUGUACCGGCUUCCGUUGACCUGUGGCAACAUGCACAUAGGACAAACUGGUCGGUGCAUAAACACCCGUCUAAAAGAACAUGAACGUUCUCUCGGUAAAGAAAACCAUUCGCACUUGUCGAACCACUGUAGUCUAUGUCAUUGUGAUCUGGUAUUUUUUAACACUAACAUUUUGUUUUCAGAUAAAAAUAAACUAACACGUGAAAUCACAGAAGCAUUUCAUAUCAAAAAGUGCGCGAAAAAAUGCAUAAGCCAGACAUCGGUUGUAAUCACUGAAAAUGAAUUUGCUUUUUUACAUACUGGAUGAACCUUCUUAAUCUGUUUUUGAUCUGUUUCUGUUUUACUGACCACUCUUGUUGCACAUGCUCAGCGCUGAUAGCUGGGGUAUAUAUGUUCUGUAUCUUUCCGAAAAUAAAAUAGUUGAGAGUAAGUGCUCGUGUGUCCCCUUCACUGUGUCCUUGUCAAUUGUGCGCGUUAAAUAUUUUACUAUGAACAUUAUUUCAGUCUCUGGAGUUUGUUUUACUUAGCUGAAAAAGGGGGAAGGAAAGAGGACUUCAUUUUCAUGAGUUGACUGCGCUUUAAGGUGAAGUUCACCAAUGAACAUCCUCUCUGUAUUUUGUUUCCCUGAAAAAAAAAAAAAUGCACGGUUUUUGUUAGUACAUCUUGAUGAAAACUUUUCUUUCUAUACGUUACUGUCAUUGUUCAUGCAUUUCAAGCGCAUUACAACUUCAGGCUGUUCUCAGAAAUAAUGCCGUCAGGUACCAUUUUUGAAUGUCUUUUUUUUACUCAUGAUUUUCAAGGCCCUAGCUUUUGCCUCUAAUAUUCAUGUGGACAAAACAACGUUUACAAUCUGCACUAAUGUGACAAGUAUGCAAUGCAUUAUAGCCUAGUGCACAACACUCGGCACUGGCUCAGGCUUGUUUGACCUAUCUAGAAAGGACUUCAGGAAGUAUUAUGGAACUCUUCUCUAAUUUCCUGUGCAGAAUGAACACUUAGUGAGACCAGAGUAAAGCUGAGUUGAACUUUUUUCCAACCUUGUCGUAUAUUUUAGCUCUGACGAUCAAGGUAACUUGGCAUGAUGUACAGCUAGAGCAGAAUUAGAAUGGCAUAGUUUUGUUGCCCUGCUGCAUUUGCUUCUAAGUCAGUGGAAACCAGACCACAUAUUUGGUGUGCUCAUAUGUGGCGUUAGCACUCAUGUGGUCUUGCGUGAACAUGUUAUAGCUACGAUUUUUCACUGAAUUACUCGUAAAUGCUGUUCCACCAGGUCACGUUGCUGUUUACUUUUUGCACUGCUUGUAGAUGACAUGAUACAGUCCUUUGUUCUGAAAUGUAUGAUGUCUUGUCCAUUUCAAUUUCUGUGCAAUUAACAUGGAAUACAUUUAAACCUGUAUGUUAUCUCAUUUCAGCUGGGUCAGUGCAAAUGCUUUAGCUGCAAUGUAGAUAUAGUUUUCACUGUUUGCUUGUUAUUCCAUUCAUUUUGUUUUUCCUUGCAAUGUGCUGUGUAAGUUUUUUCUUUUCUUGUAAGCUUAUUUCAUAGCUCAAAACAGCUACAGUUCCUAGUGCGAUGCUUUUUCCAGCACGUUUACAAUGUCAGAAUAGUUCUGGCCUUUGUUGUGACGAGGUCUCAUAUUAUUUUCUGUGUGUGUUGCUAUUUACAUUGCAGUGCCAAAAAAAUUGUGUAUUUCAUUGUAUGGUGUAAUGUUUUAAUGUUUCCUUUUUAGACUUUUACUUUUUAAUUGCUAAAAGCAAACUGGGCAGAAUAACAAUGAUUUCUCUAGAAGUUGGAGGACACUGUAGUAGCAGAGCUCGCCUUUAUAUUCACUUGUGCUACAGCAUAAGCAAAUAAUUGUUAUAAUCUUGCUGCUGAUUGCGUGACAUAUGGGUGCAGUGGAACGAGUGACAGGCAUGUUUUUACAGUUUGCUUUGUCGUGUUAAUGUCAUGGUUGUACACUGCUGAGCUUGGUUUUGUGAGGAUCACACCAUCUGACAGCACUGUGUAAAGUUCAGGUCAUUCUACACCAUAUAAUAUUUGCAUCAGAUUUUUACACAUUUGUUUGUACUUGUUAACCAAAUCAUUACUAAUUCGAAAAAAUAUUCAUCUGCAGGAUGGAAAUUACAUUCUCCCUGAACUUGCUUUUAUAUGUUAAUAUGUCUAGAAGGCAACAAGGGAAAACAUGGGGAAGGUGGGAGAUGGAAAUUCAAGACGAUGAGCAAAACGAGAACAAGGCAAAAGCAGGAGCCAACGUUUCGACAAGUGGACUUGUACUCUACAUCUUACAGUCAAAUUUCCAUUCCGAACGAGAAAGAAAAUACAGAGAAUCAUACCUUAUCCAUAAGAUCAAGACAUUGCAACCAAUAGGCAUAAACGUUUCAAAGGGAGCUUUAGAAUUGAUUUGCUAUGCUAAAUUUCAAGCUAUAGGCCUUUUUUCCCCCCUUCUUCUUCUUUCAAUUUUUCCCCCUUUAUUUAUUUAUACUAUUUCAGUAUUUUCCUUUUUUUUUUUGACCACUGGUUUCUGCCGCUCCUUCUAUUAUCUCUUUCAUAGACACGAUAGCCUACGACCACCAGUGAAAGAGGUAAUAGAGGGCUGCUUGCUGUGCACGCCGUUGACACGCCGGCUGACACGUGAUGGACAGACGGCCUGGUCCCUGGCCUUGUGCACAGCACUCCUUUAUUCUCAAUUCGACACGCUAACACACCUUCGCUCGUUGCCGCAGCCACCCGCCUUAUGCCCUCUCCGCUUUAGAAGAACCCCGCCUAUAUAUAGUGUGGCGAGGAAAGCAUAUGUCACCUUGAAGAAGACAAGUCCGCUUGUCGAAACAUUAACUCCUGCUUUUACCUUGUUCUCGUUUUGCUCAUAGUCUAGAAGGCAACAAAAACAAAGCACACAUAGCACAAAUCAGUAGAAGAAUUUGAAAAGAGAUUGCAUUCAUACAUUUCAUCUUAACUGCUCAACAAAAGUGCGUGUGCACAUGCAUCGGUGUGCUGUUAAAUCUUUAAAAUUUGUUAAACAGUGCUGUAAAAAGAGUGCAAAUGAAUUUACAGUGCGGAUGUUCUGAAUCUACUUAAAUGAUCUCAGAGUAUGUGCAACAUCAGUGUAAUGUAUGUUUUCCUUGUAAUACAUUGCAUCAUAAGCA